AUGAUUUGGUAUUUAUUAUUUUUAAAACUUAACAAUAGUACUAAUGAAUUAUCUAGUGAUACGGUUGAGAAUAAAAAUACAAAUUUAAAACGGAGACAAAAUGAAUUUGAUAAUCAACCUGUUUCAGAAAAAGCAAAAAAAAUAACUAAAUCAGAUAAUGAAGAAGAGCCUCCAACAAAACGACAAAAAACAGAUGAAACAAGUAAAAUGAGUGGAGAAACCAUAACAGGAGAAUUAGAAGAACCAAUAACGUUGGAAGAAUUUAAUGAAAUUAUAGGAUUUGAAGGAUUAGAAGAAAUAGAAGAAAAAAUGGAACCGGAUGCAAUAAAAGAAAUAAUGCAAUCAGAAAAUACACAAAAUAUCAUUUUAUAUUCACAUAUAACAGAAGAAACAUUUAAUUUUUUUGUUGAGUUAUCGAAAAGAUACUGGAAAGUCGAUCCAUUGUCAUCUUGUUUUCCAGAUGAUAUAAAUAAACAAUACAAAGAAAGGAUUUAUGAAAUUGUACAGAGAAACAAUUUUUCAUUUCCAAUAUCGAUGUUUGAUUAUUAUAAACUUUUAAAAACACAAGAAUUUAAAGAAUCUGAAUUAGAAGAAAUUGCUGAUUUAGAUUCUAACAUAAUUCAAAAUAAUUCCAACAAAUUGAAUUUUAUUGAAUGUUUUUUAUUGAAAUUUGUUCAUAUUUUAACAUUUCAAAGUCGUAAUGUUUGUAUAGAUCAAAACAUAGAAAUAAUUAAUAUGCUCAUAGAUUUGAUAAACAGGUAUGUUAUGUUUUAUUCGUAUUUAUUAAUAUUAAAAGAAGUAGUUAAUAUGAUAAACAAUAAUGACAUUGAUAAUUUACAAAAGACGAAAGAAGAAUUAAUUUAUUCAAUUAACCAAAAUUUUCUUUCAUAUUUAAGCAAUUUAUCAGACAAAGAAAAAUUUGAUAAUUAUUUUGAUAUUACUAACUGGUUAAAUGAAUAUUCUACUGAUAUAAAUAUUAAUAUAAAUGAAGAUUUAGGAGAUUUAGGAGAUUUAGUAGAUUUAAAAUUAUUUGAUUAUUUGGAUAAUUUUUCCAAUUUAAUUAAGAAACAACAUGAUGGAAAUCAAAUGAAAAAAAUUAUUGAAAGAUUAAGUUAUAUGUAUUUUGGAUUUAUUCAUCUUUCAUAUAAACAAAUUGCCUCUGAAAUAAAAACAAAAUGCUUUGAUCAUGUAGAAAAACAACUUAUUAAAAAAAUAUUUAGUCUUUUAGAAUAUCAACUUCUAAAUUAA
Molecule: messenger RNA, 1248 nt
Organism: Hepatospora eriocheir
Lineage: Eukaryota; Fungi; Microsporidia; Hepatosporidae
Source: the annotation of a GenBank genome assembly